Messenger RNA from Archocentrus centrarchus (flier cichlid), 954 nucleotides. RefSeq names its product olfactory receptor 11A1-like. The record is from RefSeq and is a predicted model, not a curated record. Gene Ontology annotation, molecular function: olfactory receptor activity; odorant binding; G protein-coupled receptor activity. The transcript has a single exon. Gene Ontology annotation, cellular component: membrane. NCBI's taxonomy places the organism in Eukaryota, Metazoa, Chordata, Actinopteri, Cichliformes, Cichlidae. The coding region runs from base 10 to 954 and encodes 314 amino acids. Gene Ontology annotation, biological process: G protein-coupled receptor signaling pathway; detection of chemical stimulus involved in sensory perception of smell.
AUUCUCAUAAUGUUAAUGGAUGAGGAGUUAAAUGUUACCUAUAUAAUUCUGGAUGGGCAUGUGGAAAUUAACAAAUACAGAUUUGUUUAUUUUUUUAUGAUGUUCACAUUGUAUAUACUAAUUAUUUGCAGUAACUGUAUUAUUAUAUACCUUAUUUGGGUUCAUAGAAAUCUCCAUGAGCCUAUGUACAUUUUCAUUGCAGCUUUGCUAGUGAACAGUGUUCUUUACAGUACAAAUAUUUACCCAAAACUUCUGACUGACUUUUUAUCUGAAACGCAAAUCAUAUCAUAUUCAGCCUGUCUCUUUCAGUUUUUCAUAAUGUAUUCUCUAGGUUGUUCAGAGUUCUUCAUCUUGAUAGGAAUGGCCUAUGACAGAUAUGUGGCUAUAUGUAAACCUCUGCAAUAUCCAACCAUCAUGACAAAAACCACUGUGAGUAUUUUCCUGCUCAUAGCUUGGCUUGUACCUGCUUCUAAUAUUGCAGUCCUAGCAAUUGGAAUUGCUAAAAGUAAACUGUGUUCCUUUCAUUUAAAAUCAAUAAUUUGUAACAAUACAAUUUACACCCUUCAGUGUGUAAGAUCAAGAUUAGUUACUGUAUUUGGUAUAGUUAGUUAUGUAGAUCUUGUAAUACUUCCCAUAGUCUUCAUAGUUUUCACAUACACAAAAAUAUUUAUUAUUACUUAUCGAAGUUGUAAAGAAACAAAGAAGAAAGCUGCAGAAACCUGCUUGCCCCACAUGCUAGUUUUAAUUACCUUUUCCUGUUUGGGGGUCUAUGAUGUAAUCACAGCUCGACUGGAAAUAGAUUUUCCAAAAACUACACACUUCAUAAUGACAUUACAGAUAGUUCUGUAUCAUCCUUUAUUUAAUCCAUUCAUAUACGGGCUCAAGAUGAAGGAAAUUUAUAAACAUCUACAAAGAUUUUUCUCCAGUAAAAAUGAUUUGACGCAUCAAAUCUGA